Rotaria sordida is the source of this 981-nucleotide messenger RNA. The record is from the annotation of a GenBank genome assembly. Lineage: Eukaryota; Metazoa; Rotifera; Eurotatoria; Philodinida; Philodinidae.
AUGAAAAUAUCUCUAUAUUUAACAUGUUUUGCUUUACAUUACUAUUUGAUAGACUCCGCUCAACCAUAUUUUCCUUCCCAAAUUGUUUUCUCCCCUGAUAAUAAUAAAACAAUAUUUGCAAUUGAUGAAAUGAAUCAACGAGCCUAUAAAACAGUUACUUAUGGCGCUACAGUACGAGAAACUUCGUAUUUAAUGAAAAAUUUUCCAUAUACAAUUCCUGACUCACCACAAUCAAAAUAUUAUGUUCAAUUAUUAGUAGAUACUCCAUCAAAUAGUUGGCAGUAUGCAACAUUUUGGAAAUAUGGUGGAUCUACCUUCAAUUCAUUUCCAUUACAUUGGCAACUUAAUGCCAGUUCAAUUCAAGUAGACAAUUAUAUUAAGUUUAAAUAUGAGAUGUUACAUUCGACUGAUUCUUCUACCGACGAAGAUUAUUGGUAUUCAAAUGUAACAUGUCAAGUUUACGGUGGAGCAGUUUAUCCAUGUGAAGAAAUUUAUUUUAUAAAAAAUACUCAAAUUCCUCUUCGAUUCACUGAAGUUGUUCGUCGGGGAUGGUUUCUUGUACAACUAACAACAUCAUAUAACGUAAUAUCAAUGAGGAAACCAGAUGAGAAGUUAUUCGAUUCGAUACCAAAAACUUGGCCGGAUUCUUGUCGUGAUUAUUCCCUUGGACUUUUGUAUUAUCCACAAAGAACGAAAAUACUUGUGAACGAAAAGGCCCAAGUUCAAGUUUGGUUGAUAGCACCUCCACAUCGAAUUAAUGGAAGUGAUACUGUUACUAUUCAUUGGAAAUCAGAUGAAUGUAUGGAUUGUUUUGCAUGGACACCAAAUCAGCUUUUGUUUAAUAUUGAAAGUUUCCAAAAAAGACAAACAUUAACAAUAACUCGUGUCAAAGAUGGACCUAAAACAAAUCUUAUUCCAAGUUUUCAUGGUGGAGGUUUUGAUCAUGUUACAGCAGCAAUAUAUCCUAUUUUUAUUGAAUAA